AUGAAGACUCUGUGGUUUGCUUUGUAUUUGACUUUUCUGUCCUCUGGAAGAAUAGCUCAGACAGCUGAUCUGAAAUCAUCCAUAUAUGAGCUUGAAGAGGGUGGUUUUGUUUCAGCAAAUGUUGGUGACAGCGUGAGUUUGCAAUGUUUUUGUACAUGGACAGUUCUGACAAAGUAUUACUGGUUUAAACAAACUCUGGGACAGAAACCAAGGCUCAUCUCUACUCACUACAAAUAUUACAAAAAUGUGAUUUUUCAUGAUGAAUUUGAAAACAAUCCACGCUUCACAUUGGAUACAGAAACUGGUCACAAUCACUUGAAGAUUACAGAUCUACAAAUUUCAGAUUCUGCUACUUAUUACUGCACAAGUAGCUAUUUAUACAGGUUUGAGUUUACAGAGGGCAUUAUUGUGAGUGUAAAGGGUUCAGGUGUGAACAUCCCAGCUUUGGUCCAUCAGUCAGCAUCUGACACCAUCCAGCCAGGAGGCUCUGAGACUCUGAAUUGUACAGUACACACUGGGACCUGUGAUGGAGAACACAGUGUUUACUGGUUCAAAAACUCUGAAGAACCUCAUCCAGGACUCAUUUACAUCCAUGGAGGCAGGAAUGAUCAGUGUGAGAGGAAACCCGACACACAAACACACACCUGUGUCUACAACUUGCCAAUGAAGAGCCUGAAUCUGUCUCAUGCUGGGAUCUACUACUGUGCUGUUGUCUCAUGUGGACACAUCGUGUUUGGAAACGGGACCAAGCUGGACUUUGAAGAUGUGGUGGAGUCGUUUGUCUUGGUGUAUGUCUUGAUUGGAGCUCUGGCAUUCACCACCAUCCUGGUUGUUUUGCUGGCGUAUGCAGCAUAUACAAUGAAGAACAGAAACAGCUGUCAGUGUACAGACUCAAGAUCUUCAGCUGCCUUGACUCCAAAUGCAGUGAGUUACCAAGAUGCAGACAACCUCCAUUAUGCUGCUUUAAGGACCAACACAGCCAACAGAUCAAAAAGACAGAAAGACGACACCUGGACUGAAUGUGUGUACUUCAGUGUUCGGCAGUAGAACUGCAGCAUGUUUCAUGUUGGGUCUGUGUUACUAGAAGUGGGCAUUUUGUCAGAUUUCAACUCCACGUACUGAAUGUAAAGAUUCAUGUUGCAAAGCACCAAUUAAACACGUUCCUUCAGCUACAGUUAAGCCAGGUUUCUUUGAUGUGAUGGAGGUGCCAUAUUUCCACUCUCACUGCACUGACAGUAGCUGACAAUGCUCCAACACACAGCCACACAUAACUGAUGCCUGUGGUGAUUGUGGCCUCAGGUCCUCUAUAGAGGAAAAUGAACAGAAAAACAAAGCCAGCACCCGCAACUAAAGUCAUGAGGGCCUUUUUUCUUUUACAAAGCAAACCGUCAUCAUUGACAGUCUGUACAUGUGUACAUGUGUAGCGUUUCCCCCUCCACACAACCCACGCCAUUUGGUUGUUGUUUGUGGCUACUUAGUAAAUCGAAAGCAGAUCAAACCCUCAGCAGCACUCUCUCAGAGUCAGUGGGACACAAUCGGUGUGGCUUUGCAAACGUCAAACGAGUUUAGGCUGUUCAGAAACAUCCAGAAGCAUCAAGGUGUGAUGUUGCAUGAAGCUCAAGCUAAUCUGUCUGAUCGCUUGUGCCCGACCCAAGUGUGUUAAUAAUGCAUGAGGCUCUUCACAGGCUGUUUACUGUAAAUAUGCUCAUUGUACAUCACAAACACAAAUGACUAAAGUUUAGCUCUCAAUACACUUUGGUCAUGUACUUUUCGAGGCAACUCCUCUUUCUUUGUCUUGGUGGUUUCAAACAGGAAGUCGCUGCAGUGUUUUCAUGCACAGUAGUCACACAGCAUAACUCUAAUGCCCAGACUGUUUUAAUAUGAUCAAAGAAAUCAUUUGAACAAUCAAAAUGAUAUAUUCAUUUACAAACAUUUAGCGAUGCUCAGUCACAGAUUUAAUGCUAUGAUUGCUUGAAGUUCAAUCUGCUCUUUGUGGAUCUCUUCUCUCUUCAGCUCAGACAGCUGAUCUGAAAUCAUCCAUAUAUGAGCUUCAAGAGGGUGGUUUUGUUACAGCAAAUGUUGGUGACAGCAUGACUUUGCAGUGUUUCUGUGAAGGUGAUGUUCUAGCAAUGUAUUACUGGUACAAACAAACUCUGGGACAGAAACCAAGGCGCAUCUCUACUUACUACAAAAAUCAAAAAACAUGUUAUUUUCAUGAUGAAUUUGAAAUCAAUCCAAACUUCACAUUGGACACUGAAACUGGUCACAAUCACUUGAACAUUACAGAUCUGCAAAUUUCAGAUUUUGCUACUUAUUACUGUGCAAGUAGAUAUUCAUACAGCUUUGAAUUCACAGCAGGAUUUAUUGUGAACACAGGAUCAACAGAACGACAAGACGGAAGGAUGACACACAAAAUGAUGUGUGUAUUCAAGUGUGAGGCAGUAGGAGCUGCAAAUACUUCAACUGUUCUUUGUUUCUGUGGAAGAUGAAUAUGUCUAUCAAGCUGUACCAUAUCUUUUUUUUUAGUACUGCUGUCAGAUUUCACCACAAUAUACUGCAUGUAAA
Molecule: messenger RNA, 2565 nt
Organism: Chelmon rostratus (copperband butterflyfish)
Lineage: Eukaryota; Metazoa; Chordata; Actinopteri; Chaetodontiformes; Chaetodontidae
Product: immunoglobulin kappa light chain-like
Exons: 5
Coding region: 1-1047 (348 amino acids)
Biological process (GO): response to bacterium
Source: RefSeq, a predicted model, not a curated record